CGAUUUAUUAAUGGGAAUAUUGAAUAUUUAUAAAAAUUAAUACAUGCAGGAUUUAAGAAAAAAAAAAAGAGAUACAAGUGUUAAUUAAAGGAAUUUGAUUUAGAAAACAAAAAAAUUCGGAAAAAAAAUUUUUUAUUUCUUUUUUCUUAAAUAUUUAAAAAGAACAACUUUUAUUUUUGUUCUUGUAAAAGAAAUGAAUAUUAAAACUACACCACCGCCGCCGCCUACAACUGCCGCAUCUGCGACGACGAGUGCUUUGCUACAAUCACCGCCUAAUACACCCCCUAACUCCGUUAGCUUAGUUGCUGGUGGCAUGUCUGAAGUGCAAAAACAAACCUUUCAACAUAUCUUUGAAAAGUUGGUAACAAGUAGCGGCGGCAAUGCAAAAAUUCCCCCAAAACAAUUGGAACAUUUUCGUAAUCUCUUGGAGAACGUACGCGAUGCUAAAAAUUUGCAAUUGAUUGUGGAGAAAUUUAAAAAUCUUGAGCAAUUUGAUAUGCAAUACGGACUUAAUGGCAGCAAAAAUGCAGUUUUAUGUGAAGAUUCAGAAUUAAACCUUAAGGAUACCGCCAGAAAAUAUUCAACUACCGGUCAAACUUUAACACCACGUCAUACCAUUGAUGCUAUAUUGGGGUUAAAAAAUCGUCACCCAGAUAAUGAUGCUGAGAACUCAAAUGAUGCCACAGAUUUACGUUACAAUAUGCCAUUGGCCCAAUUGCGCCACAUAGAUAAUCAUAUGGUUGCCGCUUUUGCACAACAUCGUAAUGCUUCACUAUUCCCAUUAACUUCAACUAAUAGCAAUUCAGGCAAUAGUAAUGCCACCAACACCAAUUGUAAUACAAUUGGCAAUCAUCACCAACAUCAUCAUCAUCAUUUACAUCCGCAUCAUCAUCAGGGCGGCUCGUCCAACUUGCAUUUACCACCUCCACCACCCACCCAUCAGUUAAGUUCUUAUCAUAAUUCCUUAAUGAGUUUUCAACAACAGCAUUUCUCGGCCAGCCACAAUCAACAACAAUGCACCGAUGGACACGAUCUAAAUGGCAAUUGCAGUAAUGGUGAAGGUGGCGGCAGCAGUAGUCCCAUCAUUAUGGGUAAUGAUUAUUUGAAUUCCAUGCAUCAAAUGGUAGAAGCCAAUAACUUAAAUCACAAUCAUCAUAAUGCACAUUUGCAAAACUCUACGUCAAGUUCACCAGCGCAAAUUCACUCGCAUCCUCCACCACCACCGCCAGCUUAUCAAACGCAUCAGCAGCACUUGGCUGCUUUGGCAGCACAAGCUCAGGCGCAAGUCCAAUAUGAUCAGAAAUUUGCUAAAUCAUCGAAUUCAUUAACGAAUACCUGCUCCUCUUCGUCACCGUCUUCGCCAGUUUGUUCGGCUGUGGUUACAAUGGCUAAUCAAUUAACGGCAGCUGCAGCCUCAAGUUAUUUCAACAACAAUGUUGGCGCCUCUAGUUUAGCGCAACUACACGAUUACGAUGAACGUUCCAUGUCGUCCUUGUCGAAUGAGGCUGACAUUGAUGCCGUUACCGAAGAUGAAGAUACCAAAGAUCCACAAGACAUUCGUAACAUUGAUGUAAUAUCCUCGUCGUCAGCUCAGUCACCGAUUUACAGUAACGGCUCCGGUUUGAAACGUAAAUCAGCAACCAACUCAACCACAACAGCUUACUGCGAUGAUUUAAGUUUAACGAAUAAUUGCAAUAACAACAACAAUAAUAAUAACGAUAAUGAUUGUUUAUCUACGAAAGCAUUGAUUAAUGGCAGCACUACAGAUAAUUAUAGUUUAAAGCAGCAAUUUGACGGUCUGAGGCCACGUUCUUUAGAAGAUAUGCAACAACAAACAUUUACCAAUAAUAACAACGGUAAUUUGGAUCAUCAACAGCAAAUACAACAACAACAACAGCAUCAGCAACAACUUAAUCAAUAUCACGUACAACAAAAACAUAUGGAAGAUUAUCGUUUGUCCGCAACGGGGUCCAACAGCGGCAACGGCAAUGGCGGUGCGGUGGGCUCGAAUGAGCAUCAGGAUCGUUUAAAUGAUAAUGAUAGUCUAAUGAAUGGCAGCUGUGCUUCUAGUGAGGAUCUCAAUCAAACCAAUUCAAGUGAACAAGGCGAGAAAAUCACCUCAGGUAGUGACGAAGACGGACAAGACGAUAAUUGUUCGAAGAAAAAGCAUCGUCGCAAUCGUACCACUUUUACCACCUACCAACUACACGAGCUAGAAAGAGCUUUUGAGAAAUCUCAUUAUCCCGACGUUUACUCAAGAGAAGAAUUAGCCAUGAAAGUGAAUCUACCCGAAGUUCGUGUACAAGUAUGGUUUCAAAAUCGUCGAGCAAAAUGGCGACGCCAAGAGAAAUCGGAGAGUCUGCGUUUGGGUUUAACUCACUUCACGCAACUGCCUCAUCGUUUAGGAUGCGGGCCUGCGGGCCUGUCCGUAGAUCCGUGGCUGUCACCGCCAUUGCUUUCAGCCUUACCAGGUUUUCUUUCACACCCUCAGACCGUUUACCCUAGUUAUCUAACACCACCGCUAAGUUUGGCCCCUACUGGACUUUCAAUGAGUACAUUGGCUAGUAUGGGCCCUCAUGGACCACCACCACCACCCGGUCAUCCGCCACCUUCGCCUUUGGGUUCGGGACCUCCGCAUCCCGGUCAUACACAUGUUUCAUUAGCACAUUUGUCGCCACAUUUAUCGCGUAUGUCACCACAAAACUUAGCCACAAUGGCUACCACACCAAUGAGUUCUAGCGCUUUAAUCAGCUCUUCAAAUUCGAAUACACCCUUAACACCGCCCAACAGCAAUCAAAACAAUUCGCCUAUGGCCAAUUUAUCAACUUCAGCACCGUCACCGCAAAAUCUUUCCGCCUCCAGCGCUACCAUGAUUUCAUCGACAAUUAGUCACCUUAACGAGUCGAAUAACGCAGAAGAUGCAGAAAACUCUAAUGCGGACAAAAGUCUCUCUACCUCCAUAGAAGUAUUAGAUGUAGGACGAGAAAGUCCUUUAAAUAUGGGUGCAACGGUGUCAACCACAACAACAACCAACACCAUUACAAAUUCCAGCGUUACAGUGCAGCCACAAACGACAGACAUACGUACAAACUCGAUAGCCACAUUACGUAUAAAGGCUAAGGAGCACCUUGAAAAUAUUAAUAAAAAUUUGGCUAUGGUUUAA
Molecule: messenger RNA, 3163 nt
Organism: Glossina fuscipes
Lineage: Eukaryota; Metazoa; Arthropoda; Insecta; Diptera; Glossinidae
Product: retinal homeobox protein Rx
Exons: 6
Coding region: 194-3163 (989 amino acids)
Biological process (GO): positive regulation of transcription by RNA polymerase II
Molecular function (GO): DNA-binding transcription factor activity, RNA polymerase II-specific; RNA polymerase II cis-regulatory region sequence-specific DNA binding
Source: RefSeq, a predicted model, not a curated record